Molecule: messenger RNA, 5736 nt
Organism: Porites evermanni
Lineage: Eukaryota; Metazoa; Cnidaria; Anthozoa; Scleractinia; Poritidae
Source: the annotation of a GenBank genome assembly
AUGUCAAAGGCUAAGUUUUCCGUUGGAGAGACAGUUUGGGCAUUAUGGCCCGGGAGCAAGAAAUAUUACGAGGCAGAAGUGCUUGAACUGCGCAAGAGCGCCGUCUACGUUAACUUCAAAGAUGGCUUCAAAACAGAAGUUCCUUUGCGACAAACCUAUGUAAGGCUGGAUUUUUUCAUUGGUUAGAUAAAAAUUAUUUUAAGUUAUUUUUCGAAUAACCAAAAUUUAACAAUCGUUGUCGAAAGACCAAUGACAGCUGUUUAUUUAGCAACAUAUUUCGCAAGAACACCAUUAGAUUAAUCUCAUGUGAUUUUGUUUAUAUUUAAGAACCUAAUGUGCUAAAAGCUCAAGAUUGACCUUUAAUACAAUUACCACUUUUUCCCUUUGAUAAGCCCAGACACUAUUUAACGUCGAAAUAUACGAUUUAGCAACUUAGAUGUGACCGAAAUACUCAAUGUUUUUAGACAAGUCUUACCGUCUUACCAUUGUGUUAUGUAGAAAGAACAACGAUUUCGCUCCCGGUCAACUUCGCCAGCUCGAAACCCAGCUCGGAGAUCUCGUUCACCAGCAAGGCGAUCUCGCUCUCGAUCAAGAUCACCUGCAAGAAGCGGUGGACGUCGUCGAACAAGGAAAUCUACAUCGGAAGAAAGUCUUGUACAGAAAGUCACACAACAAUCUGUGGCUGUAACACCGAGUCGGCGAUCACCGAGACGAGGCCGAACACCCGAAAGGAAAAUCGAACAGACUUCAGUUGUCACCUCAAGCUCUACAGUAACCUCUGGUAAUUCAGGCGUCACUACAGUUCGUGUCACUCGAUCUGUAACGAAAAAGCUCAUCACUGAAGAGAAAGAAGCGUUGCUCUUAGCAACAGAGAUGAAGCCUACGAAAAGCAAGCAUGGGUAUGAAUUCGGUGGCCCUGUUGGCGUUUUCUUCAUGAUGCUAGCAUUACCAGCAGUUGUAGUUUUGUCCUAUUUGUUCUGUAAUGGAAAGGGGUCUUGUACAGUUCGCCAGUGGCCGUCCUUGCCCCCGAUUGAGAAGUUUUUUGAUAUCGGUCACCUGAUUGUUGAUGGAUGGAUUGUACUGCAAGUUAUUAUUUACAUGCUGCCAAUUGGAAAGGUAAGACAUAGUCGUAUACCUGUACUUCUUGGUUAUAAAAAACUUAAGAAUGCUUAUGUAAUAAGGUUGCUCCCUUGCCAGUAAUGAAUUUUAUUUGAUGGAGAUGAAGUUUUGCAAUUACUGGAUUAUGCAUCAGUCAAUUCCACCUGAGCCCAGCCCCCUCCCGGGCAGUGCAAAAUUUGCAAAUGCCCCAACCCCAGGACUGACAAGAUGGGCAAAUGCCCCGCAGUAGCCUGGCGGGGGGAAGGGGGGGGGGGCUGGGUGCAGGUGGAAUUGACUGAUGCAUUAGACUGAGUAUAAUAUGGGGAAUUAUUAUUAUACAUUGUACUCACUGUAUCUUCUCACCGGCUAAGAGCCAACAAUAAUAUAUUAAUUUUGGAAAUUAGCUCAACCUAACUAACUAGUCUGGAGGUUGCAUGUGGAAUGCAUGAUUUCUAAGAGCCAUGUCUAUUCUUUUUGGAAAAUACUAAACUGUGUGCAGGCGACAGUGUUUUUGUUGUCAUUUUCGUCUAAAUAAUGUAUAAGAUCAGGCUUGACCUCCGACCUCAGCUGAUAAAACUUAUUUUUGGAUUUCACAAAAAACACGAAUGCAUUAACUGUUCAUGAUACAGUGUACAGUGGAACCUUGAUUUAUAUAACAAAAGUCCUCAAUAUAAUGAACAAAUUUCUUUACCCUAAUAAUAGUAAAAUAUAUGAAAAAGAACCUCAAUAUAACGAUACCUUGUUAUAGCUAAAAAAUUUUGUCAGUCCCUUGGGCCUUCAUUAAAUCGAGAUUCUCCUGUAGUUAGAUCCAAGGCAGUGUUAUAACAUCCCUCAAGAUGUGCAUAGCCGUUCAUGUCAUAUGGAAGUGGAAUCCAAUAAUUGUUUUACAUUUUUUCUUAUCAACAGUAAUUACGUGACUGACUGUAUGUCUUUUGAACUAUUAUAGGUGGCAUAUGGGAGAGCGUUAUCUGAUGGAACUCAACUUGACUACAGACUGAAUGGUGGGUCGAUGGAUAUUUUUGAACAGAAUUCACAUGCAUUUCAGGAAUAAUAAAUUGAUUGGUAUUUCUGUCUUUUUUUCUGACAUUUAGGAUUUCUUGCUUUAAUGCUAAGUGUGAUUGGAUUUGCUGCCUGUUUCUACUUCAAAGUCAAUGUUGCUUUGGUGUAUGACACAUUCCUUGGGAUCAUAACAGCAACCCUCAUAUGGUCUGUUCUGGUUUCUGUCACUGUUUAUGUUAUGGCCCGUGUGCAGAAGAAGGGACUCUCUCCAGGAGGAAACACAGGUUCUUGAACAUGAAACAUUUUUUGUAAUCAAGCUAUUAAAAUAACAGCUGAAUGUUGAAAGAACUUAGCAAUAUUAGUAAUCAUUAAAAGUUUGAGUCCCAUAUAUAUACUGAAUAGUUUCAGAGAAAUUUUCUUUUGACAGUCGAAAUUUUAUACACUGAGCAUGUGUAGCUCAACCAAAUUUUUGCCAACAAGCAAUUUUACAGUUUUAGAUGAGUGAUGUUUUCUGGGAUAUUUCUUGCAAAGAGCUUAACAUUGCUCAGGUUGUAACAAGCUCUUCACUUUUUGAACUUAACUUGUGUACUUGGUAAUGCUUUCUAUAAGUUAACUAGUAUGCUAAAAUAAUGAGUAAAAAUUUGAACAUCAUUCACCUUUACUGUUGGUUGCAUCAACAUUGUAGUCUACAUUGUAAGAGUGGACAUGUUGCAGUAAUGAUGACCUUUUUUGAUUUAACUUUCUCUCAACAGGAAAUGUUGUUUAUGACUUUUUCAUGGGUCAUCAGCUCAAUCCACGGUGGGGAAAGUUUGAUUUCAAAUUUUUCUUUGAAGUCAGGCCUGGACUUAUUGGCUGGGUAGGCAAGACUUAUUAUUUCACGUAUCAGUUUGUGAUCUGUAUGUACAACCUUUAUGUGAACAAGAGACUGUAUGCCAAAUGCGUGAUCUAUUUUAUUGGUACUCCAUGAUGUUGAGAGUAGAUCUCAGGGCCACCAAGAAACUACUGGCCCCAAUUGUUCAGAAGGUGGAUAUAGCUAUAAUGCAGUUGGUUUCCAUAAUACUCAGCUGCAGGUUAACUAGCGCUAUCCAGUAUUUGAACAACUGCGCCCCAUUAGUUUUCAAUUACAAGUCUGGUGCACAUUUCGUGUACAACUCAGCUUGGCUGCCUCCUUAAAUAGGAUUAAAAGUGAUGUGUAUAACAGUUCUGAAUGUAAGUUUUCAAGUACAUGAUUUGAAAUCCGGGUUAAUCUUUCUGUCCUCAGGUGAUGAUUAAUUUCUGUAUGGCUGCCAAGGAAUACCAGAAAUUUGGAGCAUUAUCUACUGCAAUGAUCCUUGUGUGCAUCUUUCAUUUCAUUUAUGUUGCUGACUGUUUGUUUUAUGAGGUUAGUAUUGAAAAAAUGGUUAAAUUCUAAAGUAACAUGGUGUUCACAGUACAUAUAAUUAUGAUGGAGCCACGUAGGAGCCUGUGCCUUUUUGAUAUUUUUAAUGGAGGAAAAAAAUUCCAGCUGCAUGAGCUUUUAUGUGGAAUGGAACAAUGGCAAAAAUAGGAAUGUUCAGUUACAUUGUUUGUAAAGUGAAUGUUGGGUCAUGAUCCAGAACAUCACAGGCCAAGAAGCCAAAGAAUUUAUUUCUCUUGAACUGGAAAGACUUAAGGUUCAGUCUGAGGGAAUGAGUUUUUAAGUUGACUAUUUACUUCUUACACUAAGUGUGCAAGGUUUUGAUACACUGUACCUACAUCUUACUGUAUGUUUGUUUUGAUAUUGAUGUUUUUAUGAUUGUCAUUUUUUUGUUUUAGUCCUCCAUCUUGAGCACAAUGGAUAUUAUCGAGGAAGGCUUUGGCUUCAUGUUGGCUUUUGGUGACAUAUCUUGGGUUCCUGUCCUUUAUUCCCUACAGGCACGCUAUCUCGUUGAUAAUACAAAUAAACUUCACUGGAUAACAACAGCUGCAAUCAUAGUUCUGUUUGGUAUGUCUGCCCUGUCUAUCUUGUAUACAUGUAUAUGAGCAGGGUUGUCACUAAGAUUUCAAGUUGCCUGAUAAAUACAACAAGUAGGUGGGGAUUCAAACAGCUAGGGCUUUCUUUUGAUUCUAUUUUUCUUCUAUUUUCCUUUGAAAGUAGCCGGGGCCCACAUUCAUAGUAGCCGAGGAAAAUCCCUGGCCCCCGCCUCUUAAUGACAGCCUUGCAUAUGAAACAAAAUGUUUUUCACUCAUGGUACUUUGAUAUGUUUUAGUAACAAUUCUGUACUUAUAAAGUGUGUCUCCCCAAAAAUGUCUUGAAUUUUGACCUUCCAAAACUUCAGUUUACAUCAGAUUCUCAUUCCCAAUUCUUUUGUCCAUACAUGUAGUUAUUGGAUAUGCCAUAUUCCGUGGCUCGAACUCUCAAAAGGACAGGUUCAGAACUGACCCUGACUCUGAGGAAUUUCAAGGUGAGCCAAAAACAUGCAAAUAUAAAUUCACUGUUGCAUUUAGGUGCAGACAUGGCGGUAUAAGAUACAAGCGUUGUUGUAAACAUUAUUUACAGCAGAUAAUUUGCAAGAGUUGUGCUACUAGUCAACAACAACCUUUAUUAUUACAUCCAAAUAAAAUUUUUUUAAUUUUUGUUUGCUAAUAGAAAUAAAAGAAGGAAUUGUAACAUAAUGAAAAUUAUGCACUAUGAUAACAAGGAUGUCUAGGAGCUCAAUUAACAAACGUUUUUAUGCUAGUGCCUAGCUAUAAAAUGAUAAUUUUAAAACAUCAGUGACAUAGCAAAGAAAGAAAAAAACAAAACAAAAUAAGUAAAUAAAUAACACACACAUUGUACAUAGAGAAAAGAACGAAUAUAGUCAACUUUCAAAUUGUAUAAUCAGUAGAUGCUGUUUUAGUAAGCGUUGGAAGGAGAAAUCUGGGAGGUCUUUCAAAUGAUGGCAGAGAUCUUAGGAAAGGUCAACAGCUAUAGAUUGGGUUCACUGUUUUCCUAUAUUCGUUCUUGUGCAUCAUUUAUACUUUUUGUACUUCAAAGGCAUAAUGAGGCCACAACUCCCUGAGAGCACUAUUGAAAAUCAUCCCCCCCCCCUCCCUCCCUUCUCGAAUAGUCACCCCCUUUUUCUUUUGUUUUGUAAAAAAACGUACAUAUAUGGUUCUCAAUGACUUGAUAACUUUGAUAUUUUCCUACAGAUGCAGAAACCAUUUUAACUUCAUCUGGUCGACGACUUCUGGCCUCAGGUUGGUGGGGCGUGGUGCGGCACCCCAACUAUCUAGGUGACAUCAUCAUGGCAUUUGCCUGGACUUUACCCUGUGGUACGUCUUAGUCGAUCUUUUAAAAUAGUAUAUGUUACAUGUACGCCCUUUCGAAUAGCAAGUACCUGUUGAACUACCAAAACGAAAACAAUGAUCGGGAAAUAAAUAAACAGAUAUACUGCUAGUUAAGUGUCAAAAAAAAACGGGCGCGCGAGAAGGAGACGUGAGAGGAGCGUGUCUCUCAUAUGGUUCCUUCUUUACUCAGGUUCUUCUAGUCUGAUUCCAUUCUUCUACCCGGUUUACUUGACAAUUUUGCUGGUCCAUCGUGAAUUGAGGGAUGAAGCAAGUAACCGCCGCAAGUACGGAGCAAGCUGGGACGAAUACUGUCGACGCGUGCCCUACCGCAUUCUGCCCAAAGUAUUCUAG